AUUCUCCAUUCUCAGUUUUGCAAGGUCUUUACCAGUAAGUCCUUGACGUAUUUUCUUGAUACCCACAAGCUAACCUUACACCAGAAGAGACAGAAAGAUGGAAAACCCGGAAUUCAUGCGGCUGGUGAACUGGAAAGUCCAGGCAAUAGUUCGCGCCCAGUCUCGAAAAGGGCUGCAUCCAGGAAAAGUACCACCUCGCGAGGAAGUGAUCAAGGAGUUCAUGGCCCAGCGUGAAAAGACGAGCAAAUUGAGCCCUGACCGGCUUCGAUUCUCAUUCUUCCCCCCAGCCUACCCCCCUUGCACCCGUCCGUUGUCUGAACUGAAGAAAACCAUGCUCAACGAUCUUCUCCUGGAAACCCACCACAGGGACAGCUACCUUCUGUUGAGGUCCGUCACCCCGUCGUACAGGGAUAACACUGUUUUCUCCAUUGUUGAGGAUGAAAGCGGGGAUUUUAUGUUGCUGGAGCUGUACUACCAGGAUAGACAGCGUGAUGUGGAGGACAUUGUCAAAGAGGGGACGGUGCUGGUUGUGAAGGAGCCGUACCUUCGCCCCGACGCCAAUGGUGGCCAUGGGGUUCGUGUUGAUCACUUGUCCGACCUCAUCCGUCUUCCAGAAUAUGAUGAGCGGAUCCCAGUUGUCUGGCAGUCGGAUAGCAGUGCCCUCCAGCUCUCUGCUGAUACCUGGAAAACAAAGGGAAACAACUACUUCAACAGUCGCAAGUACAAUAACGCCAUUGACUGCUACACCCGAGGCCUCGACUGCUCCCCGACUGUAGACGAGAUCCGCGCCCUCAACCUCAAUCGCUCGAUUGCCUUUAUCAAAACCAAGCAGUUUGCUGCCGCCCUCGCCGAUGCCGAUUCCGCGAUAGCAGCCACAGGGCCCACGGAAAAGGCUCUAAUCUGCAAGGUCCAGGCCCUGUACCACCUCGAGCGGUUCCAGGAAUGCUGCGAGAUCCUCAAAGGUCUCCUCGAAGGAAACCCCAGCAACGCAGUGGUCCAGAACGAACUUACCCGAGCAACUGAGCGCCUCGCAGAGCAAGAAACCGGCAGCUACCAAUUCAAAAAAUUGCACGCAGCGGCAAACAAGCUCCGUCCACCGCUCUUGGACCAUGCGACCUACAUUGGCCCUGUGAUUGUCAAGGAGGCCGGGGCUUACGGACGUGGUCUGUUCACUACAAAAGAUGUCAAGGCUGGAGAUCUUCUGCUUUGUGAGAAGGCGUUUGGAUAUGCGUUCGCGGAUCCAGAGCACAAACGGGAUGUGGCUAUGAUUAUCAACAUGGGUACCAACCAACAGUGGUUUGGGACUCAGACAGAACUCAUCAGGGCGAUUGCGCAGAAGAUUUAUGCCAAUCCGUCAUUGAUCUCUGCCAUCACUGACUUGUACGCCGGUGCAUACGAAUCUGUUGAUGUGGCGGAAGUCGAUGGCAAACCAGUGGUCGAUACAUUCCUAAUCGAGCGCAUCAUGGACGCCAACGCCUUCGGCUGCGCACCCUCAGCAGUCCAGGACCACUUCGAAGAAACCCUCUCCGCGCGCGAAGGCGUAGCCGUCAACAAAGACAAAUACACCUACCACUCCUGUGGCGUCUGGCCCAUAACCUCCCACAUCAACCACUCCUGCUACUCAAACGCCCACCGCUCCAUCACAGGCGACAUGCUCACCCUCCGCGCAACCCAAGACAUCCCCGCAAACACAGAAGUCACUAUCAGCUACAAGCCGCCCGUCCCCGACUUCGACGAGGAACGGAUCCGCUUCCGCAGCUGGGGAUUCGUCUGCCGCUGUGUGCUCUGCGAGGAUGACCAUGGUACCUGCAAGGGUACCCACGACUCCCGCAAGGACUUGCAUAAAGCCGCGCUUGUGUACAUCCGUCGUAGCUCCGCUUCUAAUGCUACGUCUAAGCUUGAGUCUAUCGCUACCAGCCUUGCUGAUACUUACACCCAGCCUGCGGCUAAAGCGCCCCGCAUUAUCCUCUUUAAUCUCCUUUUCGACCUCGCCAGGAUCUACCUGCGCAAGAAGCAGCCCGGCAACGCUGUUACCUCUGCGCUGAGAACCUUCCAGGCCCUGGGCUAUGUCAUCGAGGGUGGCUCGCCCGAUACCGAAACCGAUAUGUCCCUAGUCGUCAAACGCUGGGGACUCUUCCAGAACUCUCUCAUCGAAUGCUGGAUCAUUCUCGUUCUCGCGUAUAGCGAUCUGGCGAAGCCGGGGCUCUCAGGACAGGCGGAGAUGUAUGCUAAAAUGUCGUAUAAGAUGUCUGUUGGUGAGGAUGAGAGUUUCGACGAGACUUAUGGGCAGCAUAUUCGGUUUGGUGCGGCUCGGCUGUUUGCUUAGUUUCUCGUGAUGGUUGAUGUUUUGUAUUGGCAUUUGGGAAUAGGGGGUUGAUCUUGAGUUAAGCAUGGGCAAAAGUGAAAAUUGUGUUGAGUGUUUGCGUCUUUUUUUCUGUGUUUGUUUUGGGUUGUUGGUGUUGACUACGGCCGACGAUUCUAAAUAGCCCUAGCAGACGUUAAUAGUAGUAUCUCAAGAAAAGUCGUGAGGCGCUGUCUCGCAAUAAUGUGAUAAUUCAUC
This is a messenger RNA of Aspergillus glaucus CBS 516.65, 2560 nucleotides long. Its product is annotated as TPR domain protein. The coding region runs from base 98 to 2326 and encodes 742 amino acids. The transcript has 3 exons. NCBI's taxonomy places the organism in Eukaryota, Fungi, Ascomycota, Eurotiomycetes, Eurotiales, Aspergillaceae. The record is from RefSeq and is a predicted model, not a curated record. Gene Ontology annotation, molecular function: protein binding.